GGUCAUCUCCUGUACUGUGUCCGCAGUCUCUGGUCAUCUCCUGUACUGUGUCCGCAGUCUCUGGUCAUCUCCUGUACUGUGUCCGCAGUCUCUGGUCAUCUCCUGUACUGUGUCCGCAGUCUCUGGUCAUCUCCUGUACUGUGUCCGCAGUCUCUGGUCAUCUCCUGUACUGUGUCCGCAGUCUCUGAUCAUCUCCUGUACUGUGUCCGCAGUCUCUGGUCAUCUCCUGUACUGUGUCCGCAGUCUCUGGUCAUCUCCUGUACUGUGUCCGCAGUCUCUGGUCAUCUCCUGUACUGUGUCCGCAGUCUCUGGUCAUCUCCUGUACUGUGUCCGCAGUCUCUGGUCAUCUCCUGUACAUCCGCAGUCUCUGGUCAUCUCCUGUACUGUGUCCGCAGUCUCUGGUCAUCCCCUGUACUGUGUCCGCAGUCUCUGGUCAUCUCCUGUACUAUGUCUGCAGUC
Messenger RNA from Staurois parvus, 459 nucleotides. The record is from the annotation of a GenBank genome assembly. NCBI's taxonomy places the organism in Eukaryota, Metazoa, Chordata, Amphibia, Anura, Ranidae.